UCUUAACCACUUUGAAUAAUUCAGCAAAUGAGACGCCAAUCACCCCGGUCGCCAUAGUAACGGGGGGCGGGAGCAGCUGUCGGUGGUGACGUGCCAGAGCCGGUGGAGCUCGGAGGUUGUGUGUGCACAGACGGCAACGUGUGCACGGUGCAGGUCCGUCUGAGAUAAGCGUGCCGGAGAGCAGAGUUGGAUGUUGAUGUAAACAUCUUCCCUAUCGACAGCUGGGUGAACCAGAAUGCUGGAGUCAACCCUGUGACAUCACCACGCACCCGGGCCAAUUAAACCAAGCACCUCACUAACCUUGUGAUAUACUCAGCGUUGCUGUGGAGACCAAUACCAUGGCGACAGAGGGGGGUGACAAGGCGGAGACGAAGAAGAAGUUGACGGGCCCGGCCAGAAUACUCCGGCUCGGGAUGACCAGGAAGGGUUCCGAGAGCCGAGCCAAUAGAAGACAGGCAUCUGAAGGUGGAGUUGGCGAGGGGGGAGGAGUCUCCGGCACGCAAGAAGAGGUCCGAGAAGAAGCAGAAGUGUGCUCCGGUGUGGACGUCCCGACCACCAGGGGGAGCUGUUCUCAGAAGGAGGAUGUGAAGGGGGAGGCGGGUAGGGGUACGAGGAAGACCCAGAAGGGGGUGUGGAGGAGGGUGUUCUUCACCUGCCUCAGGAGACGGCGGCGGCCGCGCCCGGAGGGCAGCACCCCCGGGUUCCCCGGGGAGCAGAUGGGCCCGUCCAGCGAGGGCGCGAAGAGGAAGAGACGCUUCCCCGGGCUGACACUUUUGCGCCGCCUCCUGCCCUCCAGCAGGGGGCGGGACGGGGGGGCGGGGCCCCGUUGUGCCGCGGAGGACGCGCGCGGAACACGCCAACCACUUCACAGCAGCCCGGGCGCCGCGGGGAGGACGGUCUGCACCCAGGAGGGGACCGACUGCGGACGGGACAACCCCCAGAGGGUCGCCCUGGAGAACAACAACGACAGAGACGUCCCGUGGUUGCCCGAAGCGGUCCAGGACGAGGCGAGGCACGUUCUGAAGCAUCGCUCGGACCUUGACGACGUCGCCAUGGAGAUGAGUGUGCAGGAGCCCGAGGCCGCGACUGAAUCCCAGCUGGGAUGUUUUGAACCGGCAUCAGAGGUGGACCCCCAGCGGCCGGACCCCCAGGCCCCGGAGCAGAGACUGACGGACGGGUCACCCGACCCAGCAGAGAACCACCUCCCACCACCCUCCACAGCCCAUAAUGACCUGACCAACACCGCCGUGGCAACCGCUGACCAGCUUCUCGACGACAAGGCCAGUCCCUCAGAGGGCACUUCUGAAGAAGAAGAAGAGGCGAUGACCCCUGCACUGUUCAAUGGCCUCCAUCGUGUUGGGGAUGGUGUUGCUAUGGUUACUGAGGACCACCCUGCCGCCCGAGCUCCCUCCCCUUUGAAGGCUGUCCUCGUGGUACCGCUGAUACGCCUCAACAGCGGCGAGGAAGAUGGCGCGUGCGAUUGGGAAGGCGGUGCGUGCGUCUGGGAAACGCCUGCGCCGGAGGACGAGUCGCCGCUGGAGGUCGGCGUGGAGGUGGAGGUGGACUGGGAGGUCAAGGGUGGAGGAGGGGGGGAUGCUGACGGGCUGGUGCUGGCCGCUCAGGCGGUGGUGCAGGCCGCCCUGGUGGCUGCCGUCCAGCAGCUGUUGAGGGAACAGCAGAACUCUGUGGACCACGCGCACCACCAUGACACCCAUCACCUGUCCCCCGCCCCUUACUGACCCUGACGUCUAACAUUAAGUCCCUAACAUCUAACCCUUAGUUCCUAACAUCUAACCCUUAGUCCCUACCAUCUAACCCUUAGUUCCUAACAUCUAACCCGUAGUCCCUAACGUCUAACCCUUAGUCCCUACCAUCUAACUGUUAGUCCCUACCACUUAACACUUAAUUCCUACCAUCUAACACUUAGUCCCUAACAUUUAACCAAUAGCCGUUAACAUCUAGCCCCUCACCCUAAUCACUCAUCCCCAUGCCCUUAAUCACUUAAUCUAACCCUAAAUCCAUAACCUCUAACCCUAAAUCUGAACCAUCUAACACAUAGUCCCUAACAUCUAACCCAUAGUUUCUAACAUCUAACACUUAGGCUUUAACAUCCAUCCCCAUCCCCUUAAUCCCUCAAAUCUAACCCCUAGUCCCUCAAAUCUAACCCUUGGUCCCUGGCAUAUAACCCUUAUUUCCUAACACUUAAACCUAAGUCCCAAACAGCUUACCCCUCACCCCAUCACCUGUCCCUCAACCCUUAAAGCCAGGGAAGGCAAUUUGGAGAAACCAGCAAGAGCACGAUUUUAAGUAUACAAACGAUAGAAUCCCAGUCCUCCUUUAACUCCUCAAUAACAAGUGACCAGCUGGCUAGGUUUAAAAAUAGUUCUGCAUAGCAUUGUGGGAGACUCUGCUCAUGUGCAAUGAGUGCACAGGCAGAGUGCGGCAGGUAGCCCGGAAGGUGACUUUCCUUUUUAUAAUAGAAAAGUUUAAUUAUUAGGGUGUUUGAGUGUUUGAUUUAUUGAUUGCUGAUGCGGUGGAAAGAGAAUUUCAGCAAAAAUAAAUUGCCUACCCUACCUUAAAUUCAUGACAUCUAACCCUUAACCCUCAACCCCAAAACCUUUGCCACUGGUAUCUAAUCCUCAUCACCUAACCCUCUUCCUAACUCUUUUCAUCUAUAUAGACAAUGUUAAUAAUUAACAUGAAGUCUUUAUUUAUAAACCGGCCAAAUCCUUGAAUCUCCUCCUCCAUCUUGCGUCUAACACCUAUCCCAGCCACCAUUUAACUCCUAACUGAUGAAAAACACUCAACAGAGAAACUAUGUUUUUUUAAUGAUCACAGUCACACAGACACACACAGACACACACCUGCACGUCACAGUUCUUUAUUAGUGCAUUUACAGUUAUGUUUGUGUCUGUCUUCAGUGAUUAGCGGGGCCAGGGCAACCGCGGUUGAAGUGUACAAAUGUCUUGUGAAUUAACAUUUAAUUGAUUCUCCUAAAUGCGAUAGUUAUAUUGUUUAAAUGCUUUGCUCAAUUCUGAUCUAACAUAGUGGGGGCUACUGCUUGUGUUGUGAAAGGAUGGCUGAAGGGUUGGACCAUUGAAGCAUUCAGUCAGGGAUUUGUGUCCCUACUUGUUUGAUUUUUGCAGAAAAAGGAGUGUAUAUUGCAGGCCAGAAGGUUAAUUACGAAGUGUUAAGCAGUACUCUGUUAUUUUAGAAAAGUGUGACACCUAUAAGCAACACUUAACACUGAUUAAAAGAGAAACCGAUUUUUCACAUGCAAAAUGCCGCGGCUGCUAUUUGAUUCCGAGUGUGUAGGAAGCAUUUCUAUUUUGUCCAGCCUUGAAAUAAAAAACGCAGUUUAAAAUCAAAUAAUAAAGUGGUUACAUGAUAACAUACAUUGUAUAGUUAGGCUGAAGGAAAUAUUUAUUGUGAACUAAAGCAUUUAAAAGUGAGCCAUAUGCCAUGUGGCUCACCUUUAAAUGCUACUGGCUGCGCUAACUAGCAUUCUAGAACAACAUCACCAGCUAGUGUAGCACCGCUCAGCUAAGUGACACAACAGACAUAUCAUAUAGUUAUAGGUCAGAGAGAGAGAGAGAGAGAGAGAGAAAGAGAGAGAGAGAUAUUUCACAACUAUUUUGAAUGGUUCAAAUGCCCAUGUUUUUAUAAUUUUCCGUUCACAGACUUGCAUGUUGUAUAAAAUACCUUUGUUCUUGAAAACAGUAGAGUGGAAACCUUCUUACAGAUCUUGCCUUAAUCAAAAUGUGAUCUUUAUUUUAAUGAGAAAUUAUAAAUAUAAGUUUUGUCUAUUAUUCUAAAAUGUUAAUGAUUUUCUGACAUUUGAAUUAAAGGGCAGUUCUCCAA
Messenger RNA from Gadus macrocephalus (Pacific cod), 3861 nucleotides. RefSeq lists its product as uncharacterized. The transcript is spliced from 3 exons. The record is from RefSeq and is a predicted model, not a curated record. NCBI's taxonomy places the organism in Eukaryota, Metazoa, Chordata, Actinopteri, Gadiformes, Gadidae. Bases 339 to 1739 code for a protein of 466 amino acids.